Molecule: messenger RNA, 1522 nt
Organism: Cydia fagiglandana
Lineage: Eukaryota; Metazoa; Arthropoda; Insecta; Lepidoptera; Tortricidae
Exons: 10
Coding region: 71-1489 (472 amino acids)
Biological process (GO): proteolysis
Molecular function (GO): serine-type endopeptidase activity
Source: RefSeq, a predicted model, not a curated record
CCUUUGAUUAUAAUUCUGUAAUUCUUUCUUGAUCUCGAAACUUCUUUACAUGUGAAUAUUGUGCAUCGCCAUGAAGCCUGUUUUUUUAAUUGCAAGUACAAUACUAUUGUUUUCAGAUGUACGGGCUAUUGAAGUAGCGACGCACAUACCGGCAUCGGUAGCAAAAAUGAUUAAUGAUACCCGAAGAAUUAUAAACGGCUGGGAGGUCACAGAGGGAAGACCGUACAUGGUGCACCUGAAACUGCCUAAGAGCAACCAAAAGCAACAGGCCUACAAGACCUGGUUGUGUGGAGGCGUCAUCGUCCACGAGGAGUACAUCCUCACUUCAGCAGCUUGCAUCGAGGACGCUGAGCAUUUUUACGUCGUUUCUGGAACUUACAAAUAUGCAAUGGAUGAUGACAAAUUCAACAACCUAUGUAUCAAGAACGGUGCUAAGAAAGCUAUCUGGAAAUGUGUUCCUAAAAAUUACGUAUUCGACGGCCACGAGAACGACAACAUCAGAUGGAUGAACAACGACAUUGCCGUGGUCAAGGUGGAGGACGGUUUCGACUUCGAUCGGCGAGUGCGCGGCUGCGACUUCAUACCGAAGCCAAUCGCGUACAACAACCAGAGUGCCACUCUGGAGAACCCUGGGAAUAUCGCCUCUAUCGCUGGCUGGGGAAGCACCUCCAAAUACAGCGACUGGGCGACGCGAAGAAAGGACUUGAAUCCGCAUGACCUCCUGGAGACCCGAGUGGAAAUCAUAACAAAGAACAGGUGCAAGAAACGCUGGGGGACGCGCUAUGCUAACAUCAUCGAAAACUACAUGAUUUGCACAAAGGAUUUGGGACAAACCAUGUCUGAGAUCUGCAACGAAAAGUAUGUAGACUGCCAAGACAUCAACUACUCGGACGAAGAAGAAGGCAGAAGAUAUGUGGAGAAGGUGCCAACAAACUUGGUGAUGCACUCUGCGUACGACCACCAUCGUACUAAUGAUACUCAUACGAAUGAUACGAACACUGCUGUGAAUGUGACAAGCGGACGGAGAUCCAAAGAAGGGAAUUCGAUUGACGGCGGAUUUUGUGAGAAUGACCACGGCGGCCCUCUCAUCUACGGCGAAGGCAACGCCGCCAUCGUUAUCGGCAUCAUCUCCGCCUGCCUCGUCAAAGAGCGCAGCAACAAGUGCUACGGGCCGUUCCUUUACACCAGCAUCUACAAAAACCGGCAGUUCAUAUCUUGCGCCAUUUUCAAGGAUGUGGAGGCUAAAUGCCGAAGGCAGUUUAGAUCUGGCGAGACACAUACAGAGAAAACAAUUUCGUGGAAACAGCAUGCAGAUGGGCCAGCAGUGAAUGAGUUGGACCAUCCGGUCAAUAACGAGGACAAGUAUGAACCCAAGGAACCCAAGGAGCCAGGGGUCCACAUAUCGCGCCAAGCUGAUAAGGUGUACCCUAAUCGAGGAUACGUCGUCCGGGCACAGGAGAGAAUAGAAAACGUAACUACCACCGUCUGAGAUGGAGGAUAUAUUUGACAAUAAAAAUAAUGA